ACAACUUCACCGUUGAAGUUUAGCACAACUUGUUUUGUUUAAGCUAGUCGCCCGUAGAGAUUUUUAUUUUUCACAAUGUCACAAUUUAUGGGUUUUUAAUCCACUAGGAGAUCUUGUAGCAUUUUACAGCAAUGGGAUUAUUUGAGUACACGGUCGGACAAGAAGAUUUGGCGACAGAGGCCACAGUGAGACAGGACAAAUUGCUGUGUGUGGGUUUGAACAACCACAGCUACAGUUGUGAAUUCGGUCACUGCUGUGGAAAAACACAGUGCUGCAGCUACUACUAUGAACUGUGGUGGUUCUGGUUGGUAUGGACGCUGAUUGGAAUCCUGAUUUGCUGUUGUUUGUGUCAGCACUGGCGCUCCAAGCAGCGCUUCCAGCAGCAGCGCCGGCAGAACGAGAUUAACCUCAUUGCCUACAGGGAGGCUCACAACAACUCUCAGCUACCACUCUAUCUCAGAUUUUUACCCUCCUACCUGUUGCCAGCAUACGAAGAGGUUGUGGAGCGCCCAUCCAUGCCCCCUCCUCCUUACACACCUGCCUCGUCAGCACUUCCGCCUACAGACACGCUGGAUGAAUCUUCUUGUCCCCAUUCAGCUAUCUCAAUCGCGAGUGAUGCACUUUGCAUAGCCUCAGCAGAUGUUCUGCAGCCCCACUCUCAAAGCUUUGACAGCAACAAGGAUUCAACGCUGGGCAGGAAGCGCCACUUUACAGGAGACUCUGGGAUUGAAGUGUUUGAUGGCCAGGAACUCUGGGAUCAGCAUGGCUUGUUGGCAAGAGAAGCGAUUGAAGAAGAUGGCAUGGUGCACAUGGAGGACACGUCUCACCAACAUUAAUCAAUAUCAAUGAAAACAGAACAUUAAUAAUAAUUAAUAGUGUCAUCAGUGACAACACAUCAUUAACACACAACUGCGAAUACAAGUCCACAGAGUCAUUAGACCAUCCAUCUAUCUAUCCAUCUUCUUCCACUUAUCCAGGGUCAGGUGGCAGGGAUGGCAUCCUAGGCAGAGAGACCAAUACUUCCCUCUCCGGCAACUUUGUCAAGCUCCUUCUGGGGUAUCCUCCUGGGGCAUCCUGAGGUGUUCAGUUGAGAAACAGUGUCUCCAAAGUGUCCUGGGUUUUUCCCGAGGCCUCCCGUCUGUCGGAUAUGUCCUGAACACCUCCCCAGUGAGGCGUCUUGGAGACAUCCUGACCAGAUAACUGGCUCUCAACUGCUAUACUCCUUCCAGAUGUCAGAGCUUCUCACCCUAUGUCUAAGGGAGAGCCCAGCCACUCUAUGGAGAAAACUCAUUUCUUGUCCUUUCGAUCACUGUCCAAAGCUCAUGACCAUUUGGUAAAUUGAGAGCUUUGCCUUACUCCUCAGCUACCUGUUCACUACGACGGAGUGAUGCGCAGUCCACUUCAGUAUAGAUCUCAUUCACCUCACGGUCCAUCCCUCCCUCACUCACGAAGGAGUUACUUGAAGUCCUCCACUUGGGGUAGGAUCUCAAAGUCAAGGUCAGCAGCACACUAUCCCCACCAUACACUGUCUUGACAGUGCACUGCUUCCCUCCGAAGAUGGCGGAUGAUGGUCAAGAAUCUCUUGGAAGCCGCCCAGAAGGCGUUCUCCAUGGCUUCCCUGAACUCCUUCCAUGUCCGAGUUUUUGCCGUACACCGCUUGGCCUGCUGCUUCCAGAGUCCCACGGGCCAAGAAGGCCUGAUAGGACGCCUUCUUUAGCGUCCCUCACCACCGACUUCCGUGAACAAGUUGUGGGAUUACCGUCACAGCAGGUAUUGACCACCUUCCAGCCCCAGAUCCAAUCGUCCACCUCAACAAUGGAGGCACGGAAUAUGGCCCACUCGGACUCAGUCUCUGCUGCCUCCCAUAGAAUGUGGUUGAAGCUGUUUCCCUUGGAGGUGGGAGACUGCCGGCAGACUCCACCAGAUGUUCCCAGCAGACCCUCACAAUGCACUUGGGACUGCCAGGUCUGACUGCCGUCCUCCCCCAACAUCAGAACCACCAGGAGGUGAUCAGUUGACAGCUACGUCCCUCUCUCACAGAUCCAAAGACACAACCAUGAAGUCAGUAAUUGAACAGAGGCGCUGUCCUGGUGCCAAGUGCACCUGUGGACACCCUUAUGCUUGAACAUGGUGUUUGUUAUGGACAACCUUUGACGAGCACAGAAAUCUACUAACAAAGGACCGCUCAGGUUUAGCUGAGGGGGCCAUUCCAGCUGUCACUGUCAUCGCCAACAGGAACGUUGAAAUACCCCAGGAGAACAAGGGAAUCCCCAAAGGGAACACUCUCCGGUACUCUCUCUUCAGAAUCCAAAAGAGGGGUUAGUCUGAACUGCUGCUUGCCACGUAAGUGCAAACAACAGUCAGGGCCGACUGAAGAUGGCAGGAGACUAUUCAUCCACCGGGUGAAACGGCAACAUACAGGAAAGUCUUGCAACUGGGCCUGUCAUAACAAUUUUUUUCUGGUCGAUAAUUGUGCUUCAAAAUAUCGACGGUAUGCGAUACUUUAAUCUUUUUUUAAUGCCAUUUUUCAUAGAUCUUGAGAGGUGUAAUGCACAUUUGAACCACUAGAUGUUACUCAAGUAUAGUGUACCCAUGUGAACUUCAGUCAGGCACUUGCUUGACAGAAGUUCUGAGACCAUUUUUAAAUUAUUUUUAUGGCAUAAUGCCGGUCGAUCGUAUGAAAUUGAGAGCUUUGCCUUACUCCUAUAAACUUUAAUUACUCAAGAGUAUUUAAUAUUAUAAUUGGAAUGUCAGGAGUCUCCAGUCUGCUAGAGCAGACUUAAUGUUUUCUUCCAGGGUGCCAGCAGUGUGGAUCUCUGGCACAUACCUGGUCUCUAAACAGUUGGACUGCAGUGUCCAGUCAGCAGUGACGUAGUGUAUUGUUAAACUAAUGUAGGGAGUCAUAUUUGGGCUGGACGACAUAUAUGUAGUGGCGGUGUGAUGUCCUUCAACACGUCUUCUUAACACUCGGUUAUAUGGUUCAGAAAUUGCUGUUUGUGGCAUACAGUUUACGUUCUCCCAGGCAAUUUGUACUGUCUGGCAAACAUUUCUAACAUUUUCCGAAAUGUUGGCUUUUCCACUGUAUUGAAUGGUUGCAUUUCUUUUGCAAUGUAGUGAGCCACACUGUCUGUGAGUGUACACCAUAUUGCGCUAUUUUGGUUGCAUUUACUUUGCCGACCAAACGCAUUGGCUGUCGGGACGAAGGUUCUGCUGCACCUCCAGCGGUAUUUUUUCUUCCCAGUUGGUAAAACUGAAAAGGUGGUGGUGUUUCAGGUGAGCAUAUAAGUUAUUGUAGUCCCCUGCUUUCUCGUGACUCCUUUCGAACAAAUGCGACAUAUCGGUGUUUAUGCGCUCACCUUGUUCAGUCUGUUCAAAACUGAAAUAUUCCCACACUGCUGAUGUCGUUUGCCUGAGAAAAUACCGCUUCUGUGCCUUGAUUCAUGUUAGCAUAUGCUGUCUCAAGGUUAAUUUGGUCCUCCAGUGUCGCCGCGUGCAUCGGCUCACUAGGAGCCCCGCUUCCACAAAGAUGCUGAACGAGAGGUGGAUCGAGCACUCAUAGUUAUCGACCUGUUGUUUUUUUUAAUCGUUCGAUAAAUUGAUAUAUCCAUUAUUGUGACAGGCCUACUUGCAACCCCUGCUUGGUGCCUUUCAGCUCUGGCAACGCCAGGGUGGAAGAGAGGCCAACCCUCUUGAGAAGAGUGGUUCCACAGCCCUUGCCAUGCCUCGUGAGGACGACUAUUUUGCUGAAACUUAACCUCACGCACCAGAGUGGUUAAGGGUUAGCUUCUGCAGGAUGGACUGCCAAGGUCUGGGUGCAAGCCCAGCGUUUGCCAUCAAGCCCCGCCCCCAGGCCUGACUCCACAGGGGCCAAGGUGACUGCCGUCCAGGUGAGGGAAAACUCGAUCCAAAGUUGCCACGCGUUGGGGCCUUUUGAACUACACUGUGUCUGGUCCAUGCCCUAGGACCUGUUUGUCUUGGCCAUAAAAGCCCCCGAUAACUUGGCUCCUACGAUCAUGGGGACAUGGAAACUCCCCCAUGGUGAUAAAGUGGUAGCUCAUCCAGGAGGAUGUCAUCGGUGAAAAAUGCGCAGCAGUGAUGUCAGGUGUUUGUUGUGUUCUGUUAAAACAAAGGUUCAAAAGGAACUAGUGGAGAUAAAUGACCACUUUUUACAUUUUCAUUUUUUUUCUUGUAACACUUUUUCUUUGUCUGUGAGCUAAAGUGUCGGUUUCCAUGUUAAUGUCUUUAGUGUUUUACUGAUAAAGUAGCAGUGCUGGCAAGUACGUCCCGACAGGAUACAUGUCUGUCAGACAGCUUAGCUCAGGGGUGUCCAAAGUGUGGCUGGGGUGCCGUUUGUGGCCAGCAGCAGUUUUUUUUUUGUUUGUUUUUUUGGCCUGAGGCAUACAGUAUUGUACUAAUGUUAGUUGUGGCCCGUACCACAAAAAAAGCUUGCAAGAGUGGAAAUUAUGUCACAGCAAUAUGACUAUCAACUAUCAACACAACGAUGUUUUUUAUUUCAACAUAUGUAACAGCUGAGCAUAUAUUGGAUUU
Molecule: messenger RNA, 4548 nt
Organism: Dunckerocampus dactyliophorus (ringed pipefish)
Lineage: Eukaryota; Metazoa; Chordata; Actinopteri; Syngnathiformes; Syngnathidae
Gene: wbp1la
Product: WW domain binding protein 1-like a
Exons: 4
Coding region: 132-836 (234 amino acids)
Source: RefSeq, a predicted model, not a curated record